UUCGUUCUUCAUCGUUUUGGUUUUGAAAACUGGAGGGUGUUUUGAAUCUCAAGUUCGCGAAACCAGAAUGAGGAAAUGGAAUCUGUUAUGGCCGUUUUGGGCCAUAACGAUUGUUCAUGGUGUUGCGAUUCUGAUAUUCGUUAAAGGAUUUCUUCUUACUCGUACUGAGCUUCCUUUUUACAGUCGCUGCUCCGAUGUUUCUCAGUCUCCCUGUUUCACUUCCGAUUCACUUUCUGACAGCAAUCCUUCGGUUCCUCCUUCCUCCGGUGCAGCGAAUUCCAGCCGGUGCUGGACCAAGCCCGCCGUUAACCGCAUCAUCAUCAUUGUUUUUGACGCUCUACGGUUUGAUUUUGUUGCUCCCAGUACAUUCUUUGAAGAAUCGAAACCAUGGAUGGAUAAGUUACGAGUACUGCACAAGAUGGCAUCAGAACGGGGUUUGUCUGCCAAGAUUUUCAAAGCUAUUGCUGAUCCACCCACAACGAGUUUGCAGCGAUUGAAGGGCAUUACGACUGGAGGACUUCCAACAUUUAUUGAUGUUGGAAACAGCUUUGGUGCUCCAGCAAUUAUUGAAGACAACUUGAUUCAUCAGCUUGUUCAGAAUGGAAAACGUGUGGUGAUGAUGGGUGAUGACACAUGGAUGCAAUUGUUUCCUCAUCAUUUUAAAAAAGCAUUUCCCUAUCCCUCGUUUAAUGUUAAAGAUCUUCAUACGGUAGACAAUGGAUGCAUUGAACAUCUUCUUCCAUCCUUGUAUGAAGAUGAUUGGGAUGUUCUUAUCGCACAUUUUCUUGGUGUGGAUCAUGCUGGGCAUAUAUUUGGUGUUGAUUCAAGUCCAAUGAUUGAAAAGCUGGAGCAGUAUAAUUCUAUUUUAGAGAAAGUAGUGGAUGUGCUGGAAAGGCAAUCUGAACCGGGUGGGUUACAUGAAAAUACUCUUCUUCUUGUGAUGGGUGAUCAUGGACAAACUUUGAAUGGCGAUCACGGUGGAGGAAGUGCAGAAGAGGUUGAGACGUCUCUAUUUGCUAUGAGCUUUAAGAAGCCUCCAGCAUCCGUACCAUCUGAAUUUGGCACUUCUUCUUGUCAACUAGAUUUGGAAGGGAGGGAGAUAUGUACUAGCACCAUCCAACAGCUUGAUUUCCCAGUGACAUUAUCUGCAUUGCUUGGAAUUCCUUUUCCUUUUGGAAGCAUUGGGCGUGUAAAUCCUGAGUUAUAUGCUCUAGGUGCUGGUACAUGGAAGUUGGAAGGUAUGAAGGUUGGAAACUACAUAAAUAGCAGAGAACAGGAAGAAUGGAUGCAGAAUUACGUCAAUGUACUUUGUAUCAACUCCUGGCAGGUGAAAAGGUAUAUUGAUAAUUAUACUGCUUCAUCAGUCAUUGGAUUUUCUGAUGAAGACUUGCUUCACACUGGUAGUUUGUAUGCUGAUGCAAUGGAAAAUUGGUCUUACAUUUCAAAAGACUUAUUAUCUAAUAGUGACGGAAUGGAUGUUGUACCUUCUCUUAAGAGGCAAAUUGACGCAUACUCUAAUUUCCUAGCGAGUAUUGCUGAGUUAGCACGCUCUAAAUGGACAGAAUUUAAUUUAAAAUUGAUGACUCUUGGUUUCGGCAUUAUGGUAGCAUCACUUUUUGUCCAUUUCAUUGCUAUAAAGAGGGUUGGCAAACAAUGCGGCAGCUCUUUUGCAACUGAAGAUUGUGGAACAACUUUCGAGUUAAUGCUUUCUUGCUUCAUGGUGGCCAUGCGUGCAUGCAGCUUUCUCUCAAAUAGCUUCAUUUUGGAAGAAGGAAAAGUGACAAGUUUUCUUUUGGCUACUACCGGCAUUUUCAUGCUACGAUAUUCAAUCACAAAGCAGAAACAUUUUCUAAACGUCUUCAUUUUCCUUCUUUUGAUGAUCUACUGUAGAUUUACAAUUGAAGUUGGUCUAUUGAAGCAGGCCGAUACUUCUGCAUUCUUGAAAGCUUAUCCUUCAUGGGUGCUUGAAAUUGCAUCCCUACUGCCUGGUUGGACUUACAUAACCAAAUCUGUGCCAAUUAUUGCACUCAUAUUAUUGGCACAGUUGCUUCUUAAAAACAUUACUAGCAGCCAUUCAAAGGGAGUAUGGAAGUUCGUUAUGUAUGGAACAAUUUUGUGUUAUAUCCUUAUUGGAUUCCAUUGGGCUCUAGAAAAUGAGGUGUUGCAUUUUGCUUCUGCUAUUGAGGGCAUUGGAAAAAAUUGCAUUCCUAGAAUAAUCUAUGCUAUUGGACUAGGACAACUGUCAUUACUACUAUUUAGGCAACUAUUUGGUGAAGACAAACUUUUAGACUGCAGAAUAACUUUAUUAACCAAAACAGCCGCCAUGUUAGCUGCAUGGAGUCCAACAAUUAUUAUUCUAGCGGGAAAGCAAGGUUCCUUGGUGGCUUUGGCAUCUCUUAUUGGAGGAUAUUGCAUAAUAGGCAUGGACAAUCUAAAACACGGAGAGGAUGGAAAUGGUAGAAUUCUGACAGUUGACUGUCUUCCUGUAACGCAGUGGAGCUUGUUUGCUAUCUGUCUCUUCUUUAGCUCUGGCCACUGGUGUGCUUUUGAUGGCCUUCGCUAUGGUGCUGCAUUUAUUGGGUUCGAUGAGUUCGUUCUCGUUCGACAAGCAAUCCUUCUCACAAUCGAUACGUUUGGCUUCUCAGUCAUCCUUCCAAUUUUCGGACUUCCUUUCAUUGUUGCAAAGAAAUAUUCAUCUAGUCAGGCUUCAAAAGGGGAAAACACUCUCUUCAUGCGCUUAUCUCAAGCUUACUUGAUGUAUGGGCUCAUAAUGGCGGUUCCAGUUACAGCUUCUAUAUUGUGUGUCAUAAUUCAAAGGCGGCAUUUGAUGGUAUGGGGACUGUUUGCACCGAAAUUUGUGUUUGAUGUGGUAGCUCUCAUUCUAACAGACGUCUCUAUUUGUUUAGCCACAUUGUAUUAUGUGCCACAUCCAGAUUCAUGCUAGGUAUGGUCGCCUUUCUUCUUCUUUCAUUCAAUUUUAGAGAGAUUUUUGUAUGACUUCAUGAACCUUUAUUUUCUUUAUAAAAUUAAAUGGCUUGUGUAGCAAGAAAACGUUAAA
This is a messenger RNA of Cucurbita moschata (crookneck pumpkin), 3058 nucleotides long. RefSeq names its product GPI ethanolamine phosphate transferase 3. Gene Ontology annotation, cellular component: endoplasmic reticulum membrane. Gene Ontology annotation, biological process: GPI anchor biosynthetic process. Gene Ontology annotation, molecular function: mannose-ethanolamine phosphotransferase activity. The record is from RefSeq and is a predicted model, not a curated record. The transcript has 20 exons. NCBI's taxonomy places the organism in Eukaryota, Viridiplantae, Streptophyta, Magnoliopsida, Cucurbitales, Cucurbitaceae. The coding region runs from base 68 to 2944 and encodes 958 amino acids.